Messenger RNA from Aspergillus versicolor CBS 583.65, 2100 nucleotides. RefSeq lists its product as uncharacterized. NCBI's taxonomy places the organism in Eukaryota, Fungi, Ascomycota, Eurotiomycetes, Eurotiales, Aspergillaceae. The record is from RefSeq and is a predicted model, not a curated record. Gene Ontology annotation, molecular function: medium-chain fatty acid-CoA ligase activity. The transcript is spliced from 5 exons. The coding region runs from base 330 to 2045 and encodes 571 amino acids. Gene Ontology annotation, biological process: fatty acid metabolic process.
GGAUGCUGUCCCAGUCGGCUCUGUUUUGCUGUAGAUGCUUCGCGCGCAGGUCGAGGCGCGAGCGAACAACGGGGAAUACUGAUUCUGUAGUCAUUUUGCCGUAUGUCCAAAGAGUAGCGUCCAGUUCAGCAGUGGUGAUGGUGAAUUAAUUGUAGUUGCUGAUCGUGUCGGUCCGAUGGCCGGGAGGCAUCCGGGGGAUCGGCCCAGGGUCUCCACGUCCUUCUCCAGAGUAUAUGCCAGUCAAAUAAAUGAGGCUGGAUUACAGGGGUUGGCGAAGACCGCUACAUGUUCUGUCCUGUUUCGCAGAUUCAUUGUACAAGCAUAUCAAAAUGUCUCAGCUUUCUCUCGUCCACGGGCCUACAGAGCCCGCCCUCUGGGUCGACAAGACGCUCUGCGCCGUCAUCAACCAGCAGGAAUCCUCAUUCCCCGAUCGCACAGCUUUAAUCGUGCCAUGGGAGUCUACGCGUCUCACUUAUCGCCAGCUCGCUGACCGCAGCCGGGUGGUUGCAAAGGCGCUGUUUGGGGCCGGACUGCGCCAUGGCGACUGCAUCGGGAUCAUGGACGGCAACAGCUACGAGUAUAUCGAAGUCUUUCUCGGUGCUGCUCGAAUUGGGUGUCCUGUUGUUGUCCUGAAUAACACCUAUUCCCCGGAUGAGCUGAGGAAUGCAGUCUAUCGUAGCUCAUGCAAGAUCGUGUUUAUGGCCCCAAACAUUGGAUCGCGCAGCCUGGCAGGCCAUGUUGAGAAUCUCCAGGGACGAAACACCCAGAAACCUGGAUUGUCAGAGCUGCAGCAGGUCAUUCUGUUCAGGACUGAUCUACCCUCGGCCAACAACACGCUGGACACAUACAGCAACUUCUUGCAGAGGCAGCACGCAGUAUCUGUCGGCGAACUGGCCCAGGCAGAGGCAGGACUUGCCCCUGAGGACGUUCUCAACCUACAGUUCACAUCAGGAACCACCGGCUCGCCAAAGGCAGCAAUGUUGACAAACGUAAACAUCCUCAACAAUGCCCGUUUCGUCGGAAACGCCAUGCGCCUUACCCCCGAGGACGUGGUCUGCUGCGGUCCACCACUGUUCCACUGCUUCGGUCUUGUAAUGGGAUUCCUGGCUUCAUUCUGCUACGGCGCAUCCAUUGUUUUUCCGUCUGAUCACUUCCGUGCUAACGCCGUUGUCGAUGCCCUCAUGGCCGAGGAUCCGACCGUCCUCCUGGGUGUUCCGACCAUGUUCAUAGCUGAGCUGGAGAUUCUGGCAAAGACCGGCCAGAAGCCGCGGCGGCUGCGCACGGGGCUGGCCUCUGGGUCCGCCGUGUCUCAGACGCUGAUGAAUGAGAUCCGGGCGCGCAUGGGCGCGGAGAAGAUGCUUAUUGCGUACGGGAUGACCGAGACGAGUCCGGUGAAUUUCAUUACGUCGUUGGACGACCCUGAGGACAAGCGGAUUUCUACGGUUGGGCGCGUCAUGCCGCAUACUAUGGCCAAGGUGAUUGACAAGAAGGGGAACAUUGUUGCGAGGGGUGAGAGGGGGGAGUUGUGUGUCGGUGGGUAUUGCCUGCAGAAGGGGUACUGGAAGAACGAGGAGAAGACGCGAGAGGUCAUGAAGCGCGAUGCAGAUGGCGUCCUCUGGAUGUAUACAGGCGACGAGAUGAUGAUCGACGAACAGGGAUACGGACACGUCACCGGGCGUAUCAAGGAUCUUAUUAUCCGGGGAGGAGAGAACAUCUUCCCCAGGGAGAUUGAGGACCGACUGGUUGCACACGCCUCGAUCAGCGAGUCCAGCGUGGUGGGCAUCAAGAACGAGAGAUACGGCGAGGUGGUGGGCUGCUUCUUGAAGGCCACACCGGGCUGCCAGCGAGUGCUCGACAGAGAGAUCCAGCUGUGGGUUGAGAGCACUCUGGGCAGGCACAAAGCACCGCAGCACAUCUUCUGGAUUGGCGAUGCUGCAGUGGGCGACGACUUCCCCAAGACUGGCAGUGGGAAGCACCAGAAGCAUCUGCUGAGAGACACGGGCAACCGCCUGGUGGCACAGCUGAAGCCGCGAGCGCGUCUAUAGAGAAUAUUAUUCAAUUGUAGCCAGAGUAUACUUUACUGCAUCCAGAGUAUAUUAU